Bipolaris sorokiniana ND90Pr is the source of this 479-nucleotide messenger RNA. RefSeq lists its product as uncharacterized. Bases 1 to 402 code for a protein of 133 amino acids. The record is from RefSeq and is a predicted model, not a curated record. NCBI's taxonomy places the organism in Eukaryota, Fungi, Ascomycota, Dothideomycetes, Pleosporales, Pleosporaceae. The transcript has a single exon.
AUGGCCGCUCAUUUCAGCAUACAUUCGGAUAUGAGGGAUAUCAUAAUUCCUGGAAAGAACCAUAUGUUUAAUCGUAACGUCGGUGGGGACGGUUGCAACAAUAGUACUGCAAAUCCGAAUUUUACCUCGCAAAACCACAAUGAAGGAGCACAUCAGGACAACAAUUUCAGUCUAAAGGGUUUCCUAAAAGGCCAUAUAGAAAUCGUGGCUAUUGUGGCACUUACGUUUUUGGGCUUCUUAGCCAUCACCUUAUUUGUCCUAUAUAGGCAUGCGAUCUUCGGAACCUCCAACGACAGCAAAUCUGUGAUCACAUCAAGUCCAACUCCCAAGUCAAUCAGCUCACAAGCAAGCAGGACAAUCCCACCUCUUCCACGACUUUCCCAAUCUCCCCUAGUACCUUGAACGCUCCACCCGAAAAGCCCGCCACUCCAGCCUCGUCAUACCCCCUUACAUCCGCGAUUGCCACCGCAGACUCGCAA